Messenger RNA from Botrytis deweyae, 246 nucleotides. RefSeq lists its product as uncharacterized. Lineage: Eukaryota; Fungi; Ascomycota; Leotiomycetes; Helotiales; Sclerotiniaceae. The transcript has 2 exons. The coding region runs from base 1 to 246 and encodes 81 amino acids. The record is from RefSeq and is a predicted model, not a curated record.
AUGAUCGUAAUUAACCCAAAGAGAGCCACGCUUCGGUUACCUGCCUCCUGCUUGCCUCGAUUCCUCCAGAUUUUCGUUCAGACCGCUACCUCUAAUCCAUUCGAUGGCAGGCUGUUCAUGCUCCGUACUGCAGCUUGUGCAGCUGUUCAAGAAACGACGCCGAAAGAGGCUCGACCGCAAGAAUCGAGAGUGGCCAAUGAGAGAUCUGAUGGGCGAUUUUUGCUGGGGGAUCUAAAACGUACUUGA